AUGAAUGACAAAAACUUGGCAUUGACUUCUCAGCAGCGGAAACUUCCUGAAUGGAUGUCUAUGGACAAUAACAUGUGUUUUGUGGAAAAAAGAAAGUCAUCUAUUCAGAAGAGUGUUUUUGAAGAUAAACUCCCCUUCUUAGAAUUCAGUGGAUCUAUUGUGUACAGUUAUGAAGCUAGUGAUUGUUCUUCCUUAUCAGAAGAUAUUAGCAUGAAUCUGUCCGCUGGAGAUGUGAUAGGAUUUGACAUGGAAUGGCCACCAGUGUACAGUAAAGGCAAACUAAGCCGAGUUGCUCUAAUUCAGUUAUGUGUGUCAGAGAGCAAAUGUUACUUGUUUCAUAUUUCUUCUAUGUCAGUUUUCCCUCAGGGAUUAAAAAUGUUGCUUGAAAAUGAAGCAAUUAAAAAGGUAGGUGUAGGAAUUACAGGAGACCAGUGGAAACUCCUACGUGACUUCAACAUCAAAUUGAAGAGUUUGGUGGAACUGUCAGAUAUUGCCAAUGAAAAGCUGAAAUGUACAGAGACCUGGAGCCUCAAUGGUUUGGUUAAACACAUCUUAAGUAAACAGCUUUUGAAAGACAAGAGUAUCCAGUGUAGCAAUUGGAGUAAUUUCCCUCUCACUGAGGACCAGAAACUGUAUGCAGCCACUGAUGCUUAUGCUGGUCUCAUCAUUUUUCAAAAAUUAGAAAGUUUGGGGAAUGCUGUGCAAACGUUUGCUUUCAAUAACGAGGAGAAAACACUACCUAGUGAUGUGAAAAAACACUUGAUUUCAAUCUCUGAAGAGAUGAUGGAUCUGGCUAAGCAUCUUCCUGACACAUUCAGAAAAUUGGAAAAUCCCCAGAGGGUUUGUAUGCUUUUGAAGGAUAUUUCAGAAAAUGUGUGUUCAUUGAGGAAGACAAUACUUGGUUCUACCAACACUGAGAGAGAACUGAGGCCAGCCAGUAAUUUUAACUUGACAGUAGAUGAUCCAACUGCUGCUGUAAUACAACAGGAAGAAAAUAUAGAACAAGAUAUGUUUGCUAAAGAUGAGACCUGGAACACAUCAGUUGAUAAUUUAAUUAAACAUGAUGGAGAAAAUAUACUUGAAAAUGAAGUAAAACAUGAAGAUGGAUUAGAAAAUGAUAAACUGAAAGAGAAUUCAGAAAGAAUUUGUUUGAUGUCAUUAGAUAUUACAGAGCAUGAACUCCAACUCUUGGAACAGCAGGCUCGAGAAGAAAAUCCUAGUGUUGUUACUAACACAUCUUCUGAGUUAAAGGUUUUAUCUUCCCAAGAUAACAAAGAAGAUAUAUCUUAUGUAAUUGAAAGUGAUGAAGAUUUAGAAAUGGAGAUGAUUAAGUCUGUAGCAAACCUCAGUAGUGACAUGGUAGAUCCAAUUCAUUCUAAAUGGUUAAACGUGGAACAGAAUCUUGGUUUCCCUAUUGAUGAAAAUGAUGAAGAUGAAAAUGAAGAUAUUAUAGAGGAAGAAGAUGAGGAGUGUAAGUAUUACAUACCAGAACCCAGUGCAAAACAAGUUAAUUGCCUUAAAACCUACUUUGGCCAUUCCAGUUUUAAGCCCGUUCAAUGGAAAGUGAUUCAUUCUGUAUUGGAAGAAAGAAAAGAUAAUGUUGUUGUCAUGGCAACUGGGUAUGGAAAGAGUUUAUGCUUCCAGUAUCCACCUGUAUAUGCAGGCAAGAUUGGCCUUGUCAUUUCACCUCUUAUCUCUUUGAUGGAAGACCAAGUGCUCCAGCUUGAAAUGUCCAAUAUUCCAGCUUGUUUCCUUGGAUCAGCACAAUCAAAAAAUAUUUUAGAGGAUAUUAAAUUAGGCAAAUAUCGCAUUGUAUAUGUAACUCCAGAAUUCUGCACAGGUAACAUGAAUCUCUUUGAGCAACUUGAAGCUAGUAUUGGUAUCACACUUAUUGCUGUGGAUGAGGCUCACUGUAUUUCAGAGUGGGGGCAUGAUUUUAGAAAUUCGUUUAGGACUUUGGGUUCUCUCAAGGCAAUACUCCCAUUGGUUCCAAUUAUUGCACUUACUGCUACUGCAAGUUCUUCAGUCCGGGAAGACAUCAUACAAUGCUUGAAACUAAAGAAUCCUCAGAUUACAUGUACGGGGUUUGAUCGACCAAAUUUGUACUUAGAAGUUGGACGAAAAACAGGAAAUAUCCUUCAGGAUCUGAAACAAUUUCUUAUAAAAAAGACAAGUUCGUCCUGGGAAUUUGAAGGUCCAACUAUCAUCUACUGUUCUUCCAGAAAAAUGACAGAACAAGUUACAGCUGAACUUAGGAAACUGAACUUAACAUGUGGAACGUAUCAUGCAGGCAUGGGUAUUAAAUCAAGGAAAGAAAUUCAUCAUAGGUUCUUGAGAGAUGAAAUUCAGUGUGUCGUUGCUACCAUAGCCUUUGGAAUGGGCAUUAAUAAAGCUGAUAUCCGCAGAGUCAUUCAUUAUGGUGCUCCUAAAGAAAUGGAAUCAUACUAUCAAGAGAUUGGUAGAGCUGGCCGCGAUGGACUUCCAAGUUCUUGUCAUUUACUUUGGGCUCCAGCAGACAUUAAAUUAAAUAGGCACAUCCUUAGUGAGAUAAAAAAAGAAAAAUUUCGAUUAUACAAAUUAAAAAUGAUGACAAAGAUGGAAACAUAUCUUCACUCCAGCAGAUGUAGACGACAAAUCAUCUUGUCUCAUUUUGAAGACAAAAAACUGCUUAAAGCCUCCUUAAGUAUCAUGAGAACUGAAAAAUGCUGUGAUAACUGCAGAGCAAGCUUGAGUCAUUGUUUUUCCAUUGAAGACUCAGAUGAUACAUCAAAGGACUUUGGUCCACAAGCAUUCCAACUGCUAUCUGCUGUAGAUACCUUAGGAGAGAAAUAUGGAAUUGGGCUUCCCAUUUUGUUUCUCCGAGGAUCUAACUCUCAGCGUCUUCCCAAUAAUUAUCACAGUCACAAAUUAUUUGGCACUGGCAAGGAUCAAACAGAGAGCUGGUGGAAGACUUUUUCCCAUCAUCUUAUAACUGAGGGAUUCUUGGCAGAAGUUUCUGGAUUUAACAAAUUUGCAAAGAUUUGCAAACUUACAAAAAAGGGUAGAAAUUGGCUUCAUCAGUCCAGUAAAGAUUCUCCUCAGAGUCUUAUCCUUCAAACUAAUGAAGAAUUAUGUCCAAGAAAGUUUCUUCUGCCAAGUUCUAAAACUGUAUCUUCAUUCACUGAACAGUAUACCUCUGAUGGAGUACCAAUUGAAUUAACUGCAGAGAAGUAUAAUUUGAAGAAGAUGUAUUCUUACAAAUCAUUUGAUAAAAUCUCUUCUGGGAAUAACAUUCCUAAAAAAAGUAUUAUGCUGCCUUCACCAGGAAAAUGCCUUCCUGUCUCUUGCAAGUCAGAACCUGCUGUUUCAGCCCAAGGACAAAAGAAUCAGACUAAGUUAUAUGGCAAAUUGGUAGAAGCCAGGCAGGAGCAGUCCAGUAAAAUGAAUGUUCCUCCAGCUAUUCUGGCAACAAAUAAGAUACUGCUGGAUAUGGCCAAAAUCAGGCCUACCUCAAUUGAAAAUUUGAAAAGGAUUGAUGGGGUUUCUGAAGGCAAAGCUACUAUGCUGACUGCUCUAUUGGAAGUCAUCAAACAAUUCUGCCAAACAAAUAGCCUUCAGACAGACAUUUUUUCAAGUACAGAAGAGGAAGAAGAGAAGAAGAGUCUGGUCAUGAAAAAGGAAGGAUUCUCACUUUCACAGUCUAUGCUCAUGACUUAUUCUUUGUUUCAAGAAAGGAAGAUGUCUUUAAAAAGUAUAGCUGAGAACAGAACUUUGCCUCUCACAACAGUUGGCAUGCACUUGUCCCAAGCGAUGAAAGCUGGCUACCCACUCGAUAAGGAACGAGUAGGACUGACUCCAGAGGUUCAGAAGAUUAUUGCUGAUGUUAUCCGAAACCCUCCCGUCAACUCAGAUAUAAACAAAAUUAAACUAAUUAGAACAUUGGUUCCUGCUAACAUUGACACGUACCUUAUUCACAUGGCAAUUGAAAUUCUGGAAAAAGAUGAUGACAGCAGAAUGCCGUGCCAACUUUCAUGUGAUUCCAACAAAAAGAGAUGUUUCCCCAACUCUGAAGAGAGCUGUUUACAGUCCAAGAGAAUCAAGGAAGAAGUAGACACUAAUACCAAGACUUCAGCUGAAAUCUCAAAGAGGAAACUGCCUGAAUGGUUUUCCAAGGGACAUGGAACCUUAGCUAAUACCAGCAAGAAAUCAAUGGCCAAAACAAAAAAAAAGGGUCUUUUUAGUUAA
This is a messenger RNA of Chrysochloris asiatica (Cape golden mole), 4224 nucleotides long. RefSeq names its product Werner syndrome, RecQ helicase-like (gene WRN). The transcript has 33 exons. Gene Ontology annotation, cellular component: chromosome; nucleus; nucleoplasm. Gene Ontology annotation, biological process: double-strand break repair via homologous recombination; DNA replication; telomere maintenance. Lineage: Eukaryota; Metazoa; Chordata; Mammalia; Afrosoricida; Chrysochloridae. The coding region runs from base 1 to 4224 and encodes 1407 amino acids. The record is from RefSeq and is a predicted model, not a curated record. Gene Ontology annotation, molecular function: nucleic acid binding; four-way junction helicase activity; 3'-5' DNA helicase activity.